CUGGAAGUCGAAGAUCAAGCUUGUGAUCGAGGAAGGAUUGAAGAUCGACAGAAACGUUCUUUAGCGGCCGCUUCUUCCACUAAACUGACGUCGCAACCGGUUCCUUAUUUCCGCGAAUAGCCGUCGUGCCUAUAAGAUAACGUACGUUCCUCGAAUAAGAGCGACGACUUCCAGGCGAUAUCAUCCAAGCGUCAAUCACCAUCCUCCAUCCUAUCCCAUGAUGGCGAUGGCAAACCCAGCGUCGUUCGAUUCCAUAGUCCAAGCUUCCGCGGAAGGAGUGAUUCAACUCAUCACCACCGCCUUCCUCGACAGCAUUGUCUUCUUCACCACCUUGGGCCUCUGUAUUCUGGCUCCCAAAAUCUCACUUAAAAUCAUCCAAAGCACGGCACGUCGGAAGUUCAGCCCGGAACAUCAAGAGGUGUUCCGUGUGGGUUCGGCAAUCGUUCUGACACUGAUGCAUGCCUUCUUGAGUAUGCUGUUUGCUCUCCACGACGACUCUGGUCUUUCGCCGAAUGCGCCGUCUGUUUUUUGGGCGCUUAUGUGGUCGAGUGGGAUUUCGCUUGGGGUGGCUGGUGGGUUUACGGCUGCGGCGGUUUUGUUGGUUCUGGGAUCGGAUGUUUUCGGUCUUUGAGCGCUGCUAAGACCUGUCGUCUCGUAUUCGGCGAGGCAAAAACGCUAUUCGUCGUAGGGUGCGUGGACACAAUGAGAGUGACCGUUCAAGGAAGUGGUGGAUGCAGUUUAUGACCAGGUGUCCG
Molecule: messenger RNA, 755 nt
Organism: Aureobasidium pullulans EXF-150
Lineage: Eukaryota; Fungi; Ascomycota; Dothideomycetes; Dothideales; Saccotheciaceae
Exons: 1
Coding region: 218-631 (137 amino acids)
Source: RefSeq, a predicted model, not a curated record